AUGCCUCAAUUGACCGAGUACACAAACCUGCCUCCGCCUCCAUAUAAUACCACGUCGGUGAUCUUCAACGACACCACGAUCCGCCAGACCGUGCACAUGUCGACUGGCGCGUCCCAGAUCCGCAUCCGCAUCUCCAACGCCUUCGGGCUCACCGACCUGCCCAUCACGGCCAUGACGGUGGCACUGCCCUUCAACGGCUCGUCGGGGGCCAGUGCGAUCCAGCCGUCGACCCUGCAGAAGGUGACGUUCAGUGGCGGCGAGGCGAACAUCACCAUCCCCGACGGCGCCCUCGCGGUCUCAGACCCCCUCGACUUCCCCGUCCAGCCUCUCUCGACCAUCACCAUCACCAUGUACCUCGCCACGGGCCAGAACGGGACGUACAUCACCAGCCACCCCGGCAGUCGGGCGACGUCGUGGUUUACCCUGGGCAACCAGGUGGGCGCGACGAACUUGACUGGGCCGUCUUUGAAUAGCACGCAGCAUUGGUACUUCCUGUCGGCGGUCGAGGCGUGGUCACCUCCCAAUUACCGCACAUGGGCAAUUAUCGGAGACAGUAUCACGGACGGCAGAGGGAGCGACACGGACAAGAAUGACAGUACACCAAAUCUCACCAUGGGAAACACGAACAAAAGAUGGCCCGACCUCGUCUACGCACGCAUGCAAUCGAGCAACUCGACUCUCCUCACGUCCAUCUCGAUGAUCAACCAAGCCGCGGGGGGCAACCGGAUUCUGGAGGACGGACUGGGCCCGAGCGCACUGUCGCGGAUCGAGCGCGACGUGCUCUCGCACGCCGGAGUCCGCUACGCCAUGAUCUGGGAGGGGGUGAACGACAUCGGCGACGCGGCGACGACACAGGCGAACCAGACGGUCACAUACGACCGGCUGGUGGCCGCGUACCGACAGAUCUCGACGCGCAUCCACGCGUUCGGCAUCCCGCUGUUCGCGGCGACCAUUACGCCCUUCUCGGCCCCCGACGGCAACGUCACCUUGCAGCCCUACACCAGCCCUCUGCGCGAGCAGACCCGCCAGAAGGUCAACGCCUUCAUCCGCGCCGCCGCGGGAUCCACCUUCGACGCCGUCUUCGACUUCGACGCCAUCCUCCGCAACCAGUCCGUGCCCAGCCAGCUCGCCGACGAUCUGCAGUCUGGAGAUUACUUGCACCCCAACGACGCCGGGUACCAGCUCCUGGCCCAGAGCUUCGAUCUCAGUGUCUUCCAGAAGUUCGACGCUGGCGUGACUGGGUUCGUGUAG
This is a messenger RNA of Fonsecaea erecta, 1251 nucleotides long. RefSeq lists its product as hypothetical. Bases 1 to 1251 code for a protein of 416 amino acids. NCBI's taxonomy places the organism in Eukaryota, Fungi, Ascomycota, Eurotiomycetes, Chaetothyriales, Herpotrichiellaceae. The record is from RefSeq and is a predicted model, not a curated record. The transcript is spliced from 4 exons.